Molecule: messenger RNA, 2128 nt
Organism: Sus scrofa (pig)
Lineage: Eukaryota; Metazoa; Chordata; Mammalia; Artiodactyla; Suidae
Source: RefSeq, a predicted model, not a curated record
AUGAAGCUGGGAGGAGCCCAGGAAAGGGCGGGACCUGGCAGGGGCGUGUGGGCUCUCUUGGACCACGAGUGCCUGGAAUGGGCGGUGGACCCUCCAGCCACCUGCAGAGGCCCUGACAGGGGCUUCUUUCACCUCCAUUCACGUCCGGACCCCCUUGGCGAGGUGUGCCAAGCAGUGCCCGCUGGAACCCAGCAGCCGUGCAGGGAGCCUGCACAAGAGGCUGUUACCACCAUGUCCCCAUCAGCUUCCCCGGCUCCUCUGACCCCUCUGGCCUCCAUCCUGGCAGCAGACCCGCAAGACCAAUGCAACAUCAAGACCGUCCCGCAGGGUCCUGCCACAAAAAUGUCCUCACCUCCAGGUAACUCCUUUUGGGCAUCUGCCAUCCCAGCCAUCUGGAGUCUUGGCCUCGCCAGCCGUCCCAUGGCAUUCCUCUCCUGCUGGUGGGAGACCACCAAGGCCUUGUUCUUCCCUACCUCAUCCAAGCGGGAGGCCCAGCAAGAGCCCUCCUCACCAGAGGAGGCCUCCAACUGGGAAAGCCCCACAGACAGCUGGGCAGAGACGAGCGGCCCCUCACUUGUCAGCCCACCUAGCCAGAGGCUGCUGGACAUCCUCAUCCCCAAGAGGCUGGACCUAAAGUUUCAAAAAGAGCGAGAAAAAGAGGGGUCAUUUUCAACACAAAGGAGCUCAGACUACCCCCUGAGCUCUUUAGGGAUGAUGUGGACAUCACUGAGUGGGCCGCAGGAGGCUACAACCCCUCCAUCUCUCGGGAACAUCAAAGACAAAGCAGAGCUGCUGCCUGGUCCUCAGCAGUUCUUAUACCCCGAGGUCUUGAGGGACCACUUCAAGUGCACAUACAGCCAGCUCUUCUGGGGUCUCCCCUCUCUGCACAGCGAGGCAUUGGUGGCUACUGCUUUUGUCCCUCGGAGCUCUUCUCAACUACAGGCUCCCCCCGUUUUAUUCUAUGGCAUCUCGAGUGGCUUUCCAGAGCCCACGACACAGAGAAUAUCUGGAGGUUUUUCCCAGGACUCCUUCUUGCCCUGCCCUGAGGCCCAACCUCAGCCUUCCACUCAAAACUUGCCUCAGUCCCAGGCCCUCUCCCCACCUCGGACCCAGGCCCAGCUCUUCCUCCCACUGUCUCUCCUGUUCAGACCACCUUCUGCUCCACCCCAGCUGGGGACCCUUGGGCUACAUUGCCCAACAUUCCAGAAGAAGGCACUCUAUUUCGCCCCAGCUGAAACACAACCUCUGGCAUGCCCCUGGCUGCAGAAGCAACAGCUUCAAAAGAGGCUCACCGAAAAUCAAAAAGACAGGGGCCUGCCUCUCGGGAUCCCACUGUCUCUGGAACUGAAUCCAUCUCAGGGCCCCUUGGUAGACAUGCAUCUGGCACAGUGCCGACAACGACCCAGGCAGCCCUCUCCUCUCACAGCCCGUAGUGGCCUGGGCCCAUACAAGACAAGCGCCAGGAGCCCUGCCAGAUCCCAGCGGAGAUGCCAAAUGACCAUCCAGCUAGGCAAGGAGUUCCUCGAGGCUCAAGAGCCAGGUCUCAGUAGGGUCUCAAAAGAGCUCUCCAGGGCCAGCCUCCCAGACACAUUUCUGGAAAGGAACUCUGACAUGGGGGCAGAAAGGUCCUUGCAAAGGGACUCUGCAAAGUCUUUCCCCAGGGUCCCAGAUAGAAGACAUCUAGAAAGAACCUUGAAAGCCCAUCUGAGUAAAAAGGUGGAGCAGAUUCAUACGGGUUGGAUCCCUGUGACUGUACAGCGAUCCUGGCUUGCUGCCAACCACUCUCUUCCUAAGUCCCACAGUCACAAAGAAAUCCAAAAGCCAGCAUCCUGGAAGUAUUGGAAGCCCCGUGUAAACACCUCCAGGCAGCUUUCCUUCCUUAGUCCCGGCAUUCAACAGAUGCUGGAAGUACAUAUUAUGAGCCUGCGGGUAAGGCACAGGUGGGGCUUUCCUACCCAGGCCUUUGAACCCAUACAUCUCAAGCCAAGUGGGGCUCAGCCCUCACCCCUUCCAAGGUCUACCUUUUCUCCCUCAGCCACCCAGCAACCCGGGGAACACUCCAAAGCCAAUGUUUCCAAGGUCUUGGGAAAACCUUAGCCCCAUCCAGGAGAGAACGUGCGAACAAGAG